Racocetra persica is the source of this 1207-nucleotide messenger RNA. The record is from the annotation of a GenBank genome assembly. Lineage: Eukaryota; Fungi; Glomeromycota; Glomeromycetes; Diversisporales; Gigasporaceae.
AAUACGAUGAAAAAUACUAUGCGUAAAACUUCUACAUUUUUCAAAAAACUUGGUAGCAAGUCAACCUCCGAUAAUUCUUUUAAUCACAGUGAACGCCCACCAAUUCCAGAUUUUCAAGUACACAAUUCUCAAUUUGUAUCUUCUGACACAUCACAACAUCAUACACCAGCCAUACUAGAUGUUAAAAGUGAUUCUACAAUUCUGGACCCUUUUUCAAAAAACAUUGAUGAUACCUUUUCAGAUAAUAGUGCAAGUAUUGAUGAAAAAGAAUUGCUUAAACGUACAUUACAAGAGUACUCCUCUGUGUAUAUUGAUUAUGAAUUAGACGAUGACAAUGAUCGAAAAUCAAGUUUGUACCGAAUGUCUAUACUAGGUGCUAACAAAAGUGUUCCUGAUAAUAUUGGGAGAACUUAUAAUUGGAAUGAUCAAUCUUCAUAUGAUACCACUGAGAAUAUACCGAUAAAUACGAGUUAUGCAACCAAUUUUUUUGAUAGUAAAAGAGUUAGUGGAAACACAUUCAUGAGUUUACCUGUAAUAAAAAGUGAAAAGAAAAAGGCAGAAUCAAAAAUGGUAUUGGAAGAUAUAAAAACUUUUAGUUUAUCUCGAGUCAAAGAGGAAGAUAAUGAAGAUGAUAUCAUUGUUAAAAAAUUCUCAUCAAAAAGUUCAAAAACAAAUAUGAAAGGGAGCACAAAGAAUUCAAUGAAUAAUGAAAGCGUAUCCACUACAAAUAUUGAUCUUAGAUCUCCUAUUCAAAGAUCUCCUUCCAGGAGUACUGAUGAUUCAUCUCCUAGCCGCAAAAGUAGUAAAAAAUCUUUUCAUAGCAGCAAAUCUACAACAUCUCUUUUUACACCAAGUUCUUUAAUGGCUGAAGCUGAAGAACACAUUGCAUUAUAUACAUCAUUAUCUGCACAACAACGAAGAGUCGUGUUGAAUAAAAGUGCAUCUCACGGCUCCUUUAGGGAUAUAAAAGAAGACGAUACGUUUGUUGAUAAUAGAACAUUGAGAGCUAAUUUGGAUGUAAGAGGUAUAAGUGUGAAGACAAGACCGGGAAGUGAAACAGGUACGAAUUCUGGUCUCAGCCAAGCUACGAUACCAAAACGGCCGGAUAAAAAAUUGCCGGAUAUACCAAAAAUAGACUUAAAAUCUAAGGCUGAUGUGUCAAACUCUCGUUCACCGCAUUGUCAAGCUUCCAGCAUUGCCAGUUCUU